Messenger RNA from Solanum pennellii, 2826 nucleotides. RefSeq names its product mRNA-capping enzyme-like. Gene Ontology annotation, molecular function: ATP binding; mRNA 5'-triphosphate monophosphatase activity; protein tyrosine/serine/threonine phosphatase activity. NCBI's taxonomy places the organism in Eukaryota, Viridiplantae, Streptophyta, Magnoliopsida, Solanales, Solanaceae. Gene Ontology annotation, biological process: protein dephosphorylation; 7-methylguanosine mRNA capping. The coding region runs from base 421 to 2457 and encodes 678 amino acids. The transcript has 19 exons. The record is from RefSeq and is a predicted model, not a curated record.
UUCCCUUUCCCUCAAAACCCUAAGUGUUGUCUCAGGUGAAACACGUCCCUCGAGCCUCAGUGUCACGCUGCUCGCAACUCGCAACUCGCAACUCGCAACUCGCACAUCGCCAUCGCCAUCGCCGUCGCUAUCGCCGUCGCUGUCACAGCAGCUCGCACGUCGCCGUCGCAGCAGCUCCGCACGUCGCAGGCCGCCGCACGUAGCAUCCCGCCUCACAUCGCAGUAGCGCUGCACUUCCAUUCUGCAAUCUCAAAGUGCAUGGUUACAGUCCAAUUAAAGUUUCCAAUCGCUGACGCUGUCGAGCCGACUGCUGCCAACACUUCCAUCUCCAGCCCUAAUUAAAAAAAGUUGAGGAACAGAACUAUACAUUGCUUACAGGACCCUUGACAUAUGCUUUAUGUUCAGACUUGAAUCACCAGCAUGGAUCUGAAUGCCUUGCCACAGCCAGAGGAUGAUGACGAGAUUUUUGGACAACAAUUAGAAGAUGAACCGCAAGAACCUAUUAUAUUACAUAGCGACGAACGUGCAGAUUAUGUCACUACUGCUGUAGAGAUUUCACGUCGCGAGCGGGAGGAAAGGAUUCAAAGACUUAAAAGACAACAUCCAGAUGAUAGACCUGCAUAUCCAUCUCAACCACGAAUGCGGGAUGAGAUCUUUCAGACGAAGAGACAGAAGCCAAGCAGCAGACUUCCUCCAGGUUGGUUGGAUUGUCCUGCAUUUGGACAGGAGAUAGGUUGUAUUAUUCCUUCAAAGGUUCCAUUGGAUGAAACUUUCAAUGAUUGUGUUCUUCCUGGCAAAAGAUACUCGUUUAGGCAAGUCCUCCACCAACAGAGAGUUUUAGGAAGAAAACUUGGUAUGGUGAUUGAUCUCACCAAUACAAGUCGAUACUAUUCAUUGUCAGAUUGGAGGAAAGAAGGCAUCAAGCAUGUAAAGAUUCAAUGCAGAGGCCGUGGGUCUGCACCUGACAAUGAGUCUGUAAAUUUAUUUGUCUAUGAGGUUUCACAAUUUCUUGCCCGUCAGAAACAUGCAAAGAAGUAUAUUCUUGUCCACUGCACACAUGGGCAUAACCGCACAGGGUUUAUGAUCAUUCAUUAUCUUAUGCGUACGCUACCAAUAUCUGUCAGUCAGGCAAUUAAAAUUUUUUCUGAUGCUCGUCCUCCUGGGAUCUAUAAGCCAGACUAUGUUGAUGCCCUAUAUGCCUUCUAUCAUGAGAAAAAACCUGAAAUGGUUGUUUGUCCUCCAACACCUGAGUGGAAAAGAUCUUCUGAGCUUGAUCUGAAUGGUGAUGCUAUGCCUGAUGACGAUGACGAUGGAGGUCCUACAGCUCCUUUGACUGACAAUCUUGAAGCACAAGUAGUAACUUCAAAUGAUGACAUUUUGGGAGAUGCAAUCCCCCAAGAUCAGCAAAAUUAUUUACGACAGUUCUGUUAUCAAGCACUGAAAAUGACCCCAGGGGGUAGAGGCCCACAGUUUCCUGGUUCACAUCCAGUCUCUCUUGACAGGGAAAACUUGCAGUUAUUAAGGCAGCGUUACUACUAUGCUACAUGGAAGGCUGAUGGGACACGAUAUAUGAUGCUGAUCACAAUGGAUGGCUGUUUCUUAAUUGAUAGGCAUUUCAACUUCCGGAGGGUUCAGAUGAGAUUUCCUUGCAGACACACUAAUGAAGGUUUAGCUGAAAAGACCCACCACUUCACUUUACUUGAUGGAGAGAUGGUAAUUGAUACUUUGCCUGACACACAGAAGCAGGAAAGGAGAUACCUAAUUUAUGAUAUGAUGGCCCUGAACCAUGUGUCUGUCAUCGAGCGACCCUUUUAUGAACGGUGGAGAAUGAUCGACAAAGAAGUGAUUGGUCCAAGGAAUUAUGAACGUCAACAUAUAUACCAGAGUAGAAACCCUUACUAUAGAUAUGAGUUGGAGCCUUUCAGGGUGAGGAGGAAGGAUUUUUUUCUGCUCUCUACUGUAAUAAAACUUCUCAAAGAAUUUAUCCCAAAGCUUUCACAUGAAGCUGAUGGUCUUAUUUUUCAGGGUUGGGAUGAUCCUUAUGUUCCUCGCACUCAUGAGGGUCUCUUGAAGUGGAAAUACCCUGAAAUGAACUCGGUUGACUUUCUGUUUGAGGUGAUCGAUGAUCGUGAAUUGCUGUAUCUACAUGAACGAGGGAAGAAGAAACUAAUGGAGGGGAAUAGAGUUAUUUUCCCAGAUGGUUCUGAUCCGUCAGCCUACUCUGAUAAAAUAAUAGAGUGCUCUUUUGAUACCAAUAACCAAAAAUGGAUAUGGAUGAGGACCAGAGUUGAUAAAGGAACUCCGAAUGAUUACAACACGUACAGAAAGGUGAUGAGAAGUAUUACCGACAACAUCACUGAAGAGGUGUUGUUGAAUGAGAUAUAUGAGAUCAUUCGACUGCCAAUGUAUGCGGAUAGGAUACAGAGUGAUAGCAAAGCUCAUGUACGGCGCAGAUGAAUGAAUUGGUUGAAGCUAGUAAUCGUAUUGGAGCUUAGUUGUGUUCAUGUAUAUCAAAUAGAAGGGUAUUUACGAGCAGCCUUAGUCCUUAGGCGUGUUUUGUGUACUAUACUGGGUUUGUUGAAUGGAUCCAGUUGGCACACUGUAAACUUAGUGGCCAUGUCCAUAACUGGGCCUUUUGUUUUUUUCUUCAUUAGCGAUAAGGUGGCCUUGUAUAUUAGUUGUUUUAGUUUGCCUUUUCUUUUUCCUGGUUACUGUAAAGUUCUUCAGUAGUAGUUAAAAACUUCAAGCUCUAUGUUAUCUAUUCCCUUGUGAAUAUAAGUUUGUUCUACCAGUAAUUUUCAAUUUAUCAUUUGCCUUUGUUUUUAA